This is a messenger RNA of Suricata suricatta (meerkat), 8072 nucleotides long. RefSeq lists its product as uncharacterized. The transcript has 18 exons. The record is from RefSeq and is a predicted model, not a curated record. Bases 724 to 6273 code for a protein of 1849 amino acids. NCBI's taxonomy places the organism in Eukaryota, Metazoa, Chordata, Mammalia, Carnivora, Herpestidae. Gene Ontology annotation, molecular function: oxidoreductase activity, acting on the CH-CH group of donors. Gene Ontology annotation, biological process: lipid metabolic process; regulation of DNA-templated transcription.
UUGGAACAAGAAACUGUGGUGGGAGUCAGUGUGUGUGUGUGUGUGUGUGUGUGUGUGUGUGUGUGUGUGUGUGUGUGUGUGUGUGUGUGUGUGUGUGUGUGUGUGGUGAUGUGUGUGAGUAAGGGGGCGCGGCUGCGUGUGAGUGUGAUGGAGUAAUUGUGAUGGGAUGUAUGAUUGUGGUGUUUGUGUUGUGGGUGUUUGUGAUUGUGUGUGACUCUAUGGUGUUUAAGGUCUAUCGUGAGGUGUUCGUGGUAUGUGUAGUGGUUCCUGUCUUACUUGACUUCGGUGUAGGGUUUGUCAUAGUUGGUAACUGGUUGAAAAAACAAUUCUGUAUAAAUUUUUUUUGUAUUUGUUUUUAAGCAGUACUCCCUGCCCAUUGGCCACUCUUUAGUCUCCUUUGCUGUCUUUUUUCCUCUGGAAGUUCUUGGCGCUUUUCUGCUGCUUGCCAGUUUUUCUGUGUAUGGCUUGCUUCUUUUGUUAUAUGUAUUAUUUAGCUAUUGUCAUGAUAAUAAUGCUGCCUAACAAACUAUCCCUAAACUCAGUGGCAUACUAUAGCAAGCGUUUAUUCUCAUGUUCACCUGUUCACAGGUUUUCUGUGUUCAGUUUACUUAGGCUGGGGUUGGGUGAGUAGCUGGACUGCAGUCUGGGUUUAGAUCUGCUCCACAUGUGUUCUUUCUGCUGCUCAGGUUAAAAGGACAGUAGUUACCAGGACAUGUUCUCAUUAUGGAUCACCAGAGCACAAGAAAGGUCAUACAAACACCCUUAAAAACCUCUGCUUCUAAAUAUACUAAUGAUACAUUAGCCAAAACAAGCCACAUGGAUAAGCUUAAUGUCAGUUAUACCCCGAAUGGGAGGACAAGGCAAAGUUACAUGGCAAAGACUUGGCAUUCUCAGGACUUUGACCUUUUGGAGGAAGAAGAGGAUAUGACCAAGUCUCUUGAAACAGUGACAUUUAAGGAUGUGGCUGUGGACCUCACCCAGGAGGAAUGGCAGCAGCUGAAACCUGCUCAGAGGAACUUGUACCGGGAUGUGAUGCUAGAGAACUACAGCAACCUCGUCACAGUGGGUUAUCAAGUCACCAAACCAGAUGUGAUCUUCAGGUUGGAACAAGAAGAGGAGCCAUGGGUGGUAGAGGAAGAAAUGCUUGGGAGGCACUGUUCAGAAGUUUGGGAAGUUGAUGAGCAACAGAUCAAGAAGCAACAGGAAGCACUUCUGAGGAAAGUCACAUCCAUCUCCAAGAAAACUCUGGUUAAGGAAAAUGUGAUUGAAUGUAAAAAAGUUACAAGAAUAUUUCCUUUGAAUUCAAAUAUUAUUACUUCAAGACAAAACUUCUAUGAAUGUGACUCACUUGAUAAAAGUUUGGAACAUAAUUUAGACUUACGUAGUUAUGAUAAGGACUGUAUAAGAGAGGAAAAUUAUGAAUAUAAUAAAUAUGGGAAGCCAUUUUACCAUUGCUCGUCCCAUGUUCUAAUCCCCUUUAAGUGUAAUCAGUGUGGACAAGACUUCAGUCACAAAUUUGACCUCAUCAGACAUGAAAGAAUUCAUGCUGGAGAGAAACCCUAUGAGUGUAAGGAAUGUGGAAAAACUUUCAGCAGGAAGGAGAAUCUUAUUACUCAUCAAAAAAUUCAUACUGGGGAGAAACCAUAUAAAUGUAAUGAAUGUGGAAAAGCUUUCAUUCAGAUGUCAAACCUUAUUAGACACCAGCGAAUUCAUACAGGGGAGAAGCCUUAUGCAUGUAAGGAUUGUUGGAAAGCCUUCAGUCAGAAAUCAAAUCUCAUUGAACAUGAGAGAAUCCAUACUGGAGAAAAGCCCUAUGAAUGUAAAGAAUGUGGAAAAUCCUUCAGCCAGAAGCAAAAUCUUAUUGAGCACGAGAAAAUCCAUACUGGGGAAAAACCUUAUGCAUGUAAUGAAUGUGGUAGAGCCUUUUCUCGAAUGUCAUCUGUUACUCUACACAUGAGAAGUCACACUGGUGAGAAGCCCUAUAAAUGUAAUAGAUGUGGGAAAGCCUUCUCUCAGUGCUCAGUGUUUAUUAUACACAUGAGAAGUCAUACCGGUGAGAAACCCUAUGUAUGUAGUGAAUGUGGGAAAGCGUUCUCUCAAAGUUCAUCCCUUACUGUACACAUGAGAAAUCACACAGCUGAGAAACCGUAUGAGUGUAACGAGUGUGGAAAAGCCUUCAGCAGGAAAGAAAAUCUCAUUACACAUCAGAAAAUUCACACUGGAGAGAAACCAUAUGAAUGUAAUGAAUGUGGGAAAGCUUUUAUUCAGAUGUCAAACCUCAUUAGACACCAGAGAAUUCACACUGGUGAGAAACCUUAUGCAUGCACAGUAUGUGGGAAAGCCUUUAGUCAGAAAUCAAAUCUCACUGAACAUGAGAAAAUCCAUACUGGAGAAAAACCCUAUCAUUGUAAUCAAUGUGGAAAAGCUUUCAGUCAGAGACAAAAUCUCCUUGAGCAUGAAAAAAUUCAUACUGGAGAGAAACCAUUUAAAUGUAAUGAAUGCAGUAAAGCCUUCUCUCGAAUCUCAUCCCUUACUCUUCAUGUGAGAAGUCAUACAGGAGAGAAACCUUAUGAAUGUAAUAAAUGUGGAAAAGCCUUCUCUCAGUGCUCAUUACUUAUUAUACACAUGAGAAGUCAUACUGGUGAGAAACCCUUUGAAUGUAAUGAAUGUGGGAAAGCGUUCUCUCAAAGAGCAUCCCUUUCUAUACAUAAGAGAGGUCAUGCAGGUGAGAAACACCGAGUUUUUCAAAGCUCAUGUGUUAUCUACAUAACAAAACCUGUGUUUGAUGAGGAUGUGCAGGAAUUGGAACCCUUGUGCAUUUUUGAUAGUGAUGUAAAAUUAGUGAGUGAAAUACAAAGUUUUCCUUACUUCUUUUUUAAAAUCUGCAAUCUGGCCUGCCCUCCAGGCCGCAGGGGGCAGAGGUGGGGCUCGAUGCCUGGGCGUCUGCUGCCGGCACUGGCCUCAGAUAAUCGCAUCUCCCGCCCGGUCACCCUGCCCUAUGAGUGGCCAUGGGACCACCCGCCGACCCCCCAAGAUGGAGCUGAUGGAGGGCUGCCAUCUGGACGCGCUCUCCUACCUGGGGUGCGCACUGGGCUUGCUGGGCUCGGUGCUGCUGAAGCUGGUGUGCUUGGUCCACCGGUGCUAAGCCCGCCCCCUCCCACAGCGCCUCUGCCACACUCCCAACCGCAUCCUCCUGGCCAUGUUCCUCCUCCACUAACCGCAAUCGUCUUUGAUUUCACCAUUUCUGAUCCAGGAGGAAAGCUGAUGCCCCUGCACACAUGUACAUUGGCGUUCAUGUUCUGUAUCUAUAACAGCUACUUGCAAAGCAGAUACUUGAGUCAGUAUGUGGUGUAUGCUGAUAACUGGGUCACUGAUCCCCAAUCUCUAGUAGGUUUUCACUUGUGGUUAAUAGGCAUGCAGAUAAACAUCCAUUCAGACCGUACCCUGAGGAAUCUCCAGAAGCCAGGGGAGACUGGAUAUAAAAUACCAGGGGGAAGCUUAUCUGAAUACUUAAUAGCAGUCAUCUUUCAGAGGUGGUUGGAUGGUGCGCCUAUGCCCUGGGCCCGCUGGGAGGCUGGGGGCACCAGCAGGGUUGUCACAGCCCCAGGGAAAUGCCCAGGCUUUCACUGUGGCUGCUCUGCAGUGGAGAACUUGGGGAUAGAGAAAGGAGAUACAGGGGGCCCAGCUGAGGCCUGGACAAGAGACCUCUGGCAUCUGUGGCAGCCUGGCUCCCCAGGUGACUCCACUGCAGAGCUGAGUGCCCUCAUCAUCACCAACCACGGACUCACAGAAUGCUCCAUCUACCACACGGCAUCCCGCACAGCAUUUUGUCCACGCAAGAAACUCAUUUCACAACAAAGGAGGUGCAGCAACGCAUUCAUCCCUGGCGUAUUAACGAGUCUUACCACAAGUUCCAUCACCUGGAAUGUUAGCCCGAUUGAAAGUGCCAGUGGAAGACAUCACACCGAAAGGCUGGAGUUCUGUUUUAGAGGCCAUAUGUCUGCUAUAAAAACCUCUCCACUAGCUCCUGAUGGCGGAGCACUCCUAACACGUUCCGUCUGGUGCUGCCUGACGGAAACACACCAGCCUGAGUUCAAGACCACCACCUUUCACUCAUUCCUCCGCCUCAUUCCCAACCCGUUAGUCCGGGACUACAUUUCCCAGACGUCUGGAGGACCCGCCGAUCCCGGCACCUCUGAGGCUCGGCGGGAAUACCGAAACUUGAGCACUCAUACUCGACCGGAAGGGAUCGUGGGGCUGGCUGACCAGCCCAGAUCCGGGAGGAUUCCUAGUUCAUGGCGUGUCGGGGAGUCGUCCACUCCCGAUCCCGCUCUCAAGAGGGCGGCUCUUUGUGAAGAGUACUCUGGACUGUCCGCUUCCCGGCUUUUAACUUCAGUUCUGAGAGACGUCUCGCCGCCUAAUUGCCGCGUGGACCUGUGGUUUCGCCGAGGUCCUCCGAGGAGGCGAGGCGAGGCUGGGCUGUCCCUGGAUUUUUCCUUCCCGGGGGUACAGUCUCCUGAGGGCCCCGCGGCAUAUUCCAUUUCCUGCCGAAGUUGGCUUGGCCGGGGAAGAGGAGAGGAAAGCCACUGUACAUCACCAGUCAUGGCGGAGGGCUUCCAGUUUAAAGAUGUGGCCAUUUACUUCUCUCAAAAGGAGUGGGAAUGCUUGCAUUCUGCUCAGAAGGGUUUGUACCGAGAUGUAAUGUUGGAAAUUUACAACAACCUAAUCUCACUGGGACUUUCUGAUUCUAAGCCAGAUGUGAUCUCCUUAUUGGAGCAGGGGAAGGAGCCCUGGAUGGUUAAGAGUCCAGAAGCAGAAGAAUGGCGCCCAGAUUGGGAGUCCAGAGGAGAAACCAAUAAUUUAUUUCCAAAGACGGACAGUUAUGAAAUUAAAUCAUUGCAAGUGAAGAUAAAAAGACUUGAAAGCUCUAGCCUUGCGUGCACUAGAGUCAGAGACAACAGAGAAAUCAAAUGCCACUUGGAGAAACAACAGGAGGGACAUUUCAGACAAACCGUGAUAACAUCUGGAGAAAGGGCUGUUUCCGUUCGGUGCACAGUUCAUGGAGUACUGCAGACAGAUGGUACUAGAGCAAGAAACAGUGACUGCCAGGGAUGUAAGGAAGCUGUCAGGUACCAGUCACACCAUAGUGAACAAGAAAGAAGUCCAAAUAAGGAAGAAGACUCUAAAUGUGGAGAAUGUGGAAAAGCCUUUAAUAGUAAGUCAGACUUGAUCAAGCAUCAGAGAAUUCAUGAAAGCAAAAAACGUAAUGAAAAUAAGAAAUGUGCCUAUAUCCGUGGCUCUGAAGUUACUAAACCUCAGAGCACUAAUACUGGUGAGAAACCUCAUAAAUGUAAAGAAUGUGGAAAAGCCUUCCAUUCUAGCUCACAGCUUCGUAAACAUCAAAAAAUCCAUAUAGGUGAGAAACCCUAUAAAUGUAAAGAGUGUAGAAAGGCCUUUCCAUCUACCUCACAACUUAAUUUACAUCAGAGAAUUCAUACGGAUGAGAAAUACUAUGAAUGUAAGGAAUGUGGGAAAGCCUUUACCCGUCCCUCACACCUUCUUCGACAUCAGAGAAUCCACACUGGUGAGAAACCCCACAAAUGUAAGGAAUGUGGGAAAGCCUUUCGUUAUGACACGCAACUUAGUCUUCAUCAGAUAAUUCAUACUGGGGAAAGACGCUAUGAGUGUAAGGAAUGUGGGAAGGUAUACAGUUGUGCCUCACAACUGAGUCUACAUCAAAGAAUUCACACUGGUGAGAAACCUCAUAAAUGUAAGGAAUGUGGGAAAGCUUUUAUCUCUGAAUCACAUCUUCUUCGGCAUCAGAGUGUUCAUACUGGUGAGAAACCAUAUAAAUGUAAGCAAUGCGGGAAAGCCUUUCGUCGCGGCUCAGAACUUACUCGACAUCAGAGAGCUCACACCGGUGAGAAACCCUAUAAAUGUAGGGACUGUAAAAUGGCCUUCACUUGUAGCACAGAACUUAUUCGACAUCAGAAAGUUCACACGGGUGAAAGACCCCAUAAAUGCAAGGAAUGUGGGAAGGCUUUUAUUCGAAAGUCAGAACUUACUCAUCAUGAGAGAAGUCAUAGUGGUGAAAAGCCCUAUGAGUGUAAGGAAUGCGGGAAGGCCUUCGGUCGUGGCUCAGAACUUAAUCGACACCAGAAAAUUCAUACUGGUGAGAAACCUUACAAAUGUAAGCAAUGUGGGAAGGCUUUUAUUCGGGGCUCACACCUUAGUAAACAUCAAAGAAUUCAUAUAGAACAGAGGAGUGAGUGAAGACGUGGGAGGGCUCAAAAUUUUAUUGACAUCUGCAAAGUCCUACUAGUAAAACACAAACCCUCCGCUGAUUUUACGGGAUGUGGGGAGGGGUUUGAAGAUAACAACUUAAUAUCAGAGUUCACACUGUGGGCACAAGGCCGCUAUUGGAGGGCCAGAAUUUGAUGUGUUACUGCUGAGAUACUUGAUAAAUGUUAGUGAUUGGGAGGGUUCUAUUUAUGUUUCAAAAUUUAUUAGACCAUCAGAGUUCAAUUAGUGUAAAAGUGAAAAAACUUCAUAAAUGUAAGGAAAGUGGGAAGGCUUUGGAAGGCAGUUAACGUGUCAGUGACGGUCCUACAGAUGUAGGAUUCAUAAUGUAAAUGUCAGAUAUAUAGGAGUCAAGUUUGCUUUAGCUUGUUACUCAUCUGGUAAUUCAUACUUGGGAAAGGGCUAUAGUAAUGUUGAAAAUGCAGCAGGUUCUUCUAUCCCACUCAAAUCUUGUUAAAUAUGUAAAGCUUAUCUGAUAAAAUUAACCUGAACUGAAUCAUAGUGGGACAGGACUUGACGAGUACUCAAUCUUUACUUGCCUUCACCAUUUUAAUUCCUUUCUUCUAGGGCAAAUGACUUAACUAGGUCUAAAUUUUCUCACUUAAAAAUUAGUAAUAUUAGCUCCAUCUUGUUAGCAUUGUGAAGAUGAAAUAUCCCUUAGAAUACGGUGUGGCUCAUACAAGUGUGUUAAAGAACUGCUUUUAUUACUUUAUUUUUAUACGUGUGGUUGGAGAUCAUUUGAGAGGAAGGCCUUAUGUGUGCAAUGACUAUAGGAACAUCUUAGUUCCUUUUUAUUGAAUGUCAGGUAAUUCCUUCUGGAGAAAAAUUAAAAACUGAAAGUUUUCAUUCACCUUACCCUCUUGCCUCACUAGGGGAAAGGAAAUCAAGGCAAAUUACAAGUAGGAGUGAAUGACAAAGGGACACACUAUGUGUUGAAAUGUGUAGGAUGAAACAAAGCUAUGCCCAGGAAGAUGACUUCUCUCAGCAGGGGUAGGAAGUGGGCACAGUGGCCAGGAUUCAUCGUCAGUUCUCUGCACUCGGCCACUGCCUGUGCUAAUAGAUUCCCCGGAAACACAUGUUGAAAUCAGAGGAAGGAGGGAGUGAAUAAAUAUCCAUCUCUGGUGGGUAGAAAAGCUCUCACAAAGUAAUUAGAAAGCAAAACAAACCAAAAACCUUGAAAACUUUUGAAAUGGGAAAAUAACCCUCAGGCAUCAUGAAUGAGAGGAUAUGUAACUACAAAAGUGGAGUUUUAAAGAAAUAAGGCAAUGCAGUUUUGGUUGCCUACCCAUUGGUGUUAGCCAUUCUCCCUUUGCCAGGACUGUCUGCUGCCCAUCUGAAGUCUAGCUUUUGCUGUCCUAGUGUGCUUAAUGAUUGGACACAUAUAAUAGUCCUGACCAUAGAAGAUCUGAGCAAAAGUCGUACGUAGGCUUUAUGUUAAAUUUUCUUUCCUAACAACAUAGGAAAUGGUCCUCUUAUACCCAGGAUGCAUGUCUGUAUGUGUAAUACCUGGAACUGUGGCCAUUUGGCUACCACACGGGUAAGAGGCUGAGAUUGGCACAGGGGUAGAUUGGAAUUAUCUGCAUCCUUGAUACUAUUGAGCUGAUGAAACAGUGUGGAACUGCCCUGUUCCUGGACUUUGAGUAAAAUAACCUUCAUGCCUGUCAGUUUUAAGUUGUACUCUCUUUUUUAUGAUAGAUCAGAGUCCUGGAAAAAUAUUUUUGUAUGAUAUACACAUAUUUAUUCCUUUUUAUUUAGUAAAAGGGGGAAAUGUU